GAGAACUUCUGUAUUCUGGAUGAGCAGAGGUUUGCCAAGGAGCUGCUCCCCAAGUACUUCAAACACAACAACAUCUCCAGCUUCAUUCGACAGCUUAACAUGUAUGGUUUCAGGAAGGUGAUUGCUCUGGAGAAUGGUAUGAUUACAGCAGAGAAAAGCUCAGCCAUUGAGUUCCAGCACCCUUUCUUCAAGCAAGGAAAGGCACAUUUACUGGAAAACAUCAAGCGCAAGGUAUCUGCAGUAAGAACUGAGGAUCUCAAGGUCUGUACGGAGGAUUUGCACAAAGUCCUCUCUGAAGUCCAGGAAAUGAGGGAGCAGCAGAACAACAUGGAUGUCAGACUGGCUAACAUGAAGAGAGAAAAUAAGGCCCUGUGGAAAGAAGUGGCAGUUCUAAGGCAGAAGCACAGUCAACAACAGAAGCUGCUGUCUAAGAUUCUUCAGUUUAUACUAAGUUUGAUGCGAGGAAAUUACAUUGUUGGGGUCAAAAGAAAAAGGUCUCUGACGGAUGCUGCAGGCGCUUCACCUUCCAAGUACAGUCGUCAGUACGUUCGCAUACCGGUGGAGAGUGGCCAGGCAAUGGCUUUUUCUGAACAUGGUGCAGAGGAUGAGGAUGGAAAUGGUACGGGCCUUAUCAUUCGAGACAUCACUGAUACCCUGGAAAAUGCCACCGAUGGUCUCCUUCCUCUGGCACACACAAGUGGCAGAGCCAGAGAAACACAGGCAGCUCUGGAUCCUGGCUUACCUAUUUGCCAAGUAUCGCAGACAAAUGAGUUAAAUUGUGCAGCACCUAUCCCAUCAGCUCCCGCAAAUGAUGGUAGUGAAAUAGGAAGUGUGGCUGUGGAACUGCACGCUGCCCCACCUAAUGCUGCGGAGGACCCCGUGUCAGUGAUUGACUCCAUCUUGAAUGAGAACACCUCUGGAAACCAAAGUGAUCCUUUACUGGACAGAGAAGAAAUUCAGGAUUUUCUUAAUUGCAUUGAUGCCAGCCUUGAAGAGCUUCAAGCAAUGUUGUCUGGGAAGCAGUAUAACUUUGGUUCUGAAUCUUUCAGCGAUGCAUUUAAUCCUGACCUGCCAGCCCUAGAUAUGAGCUUGAUGGAAACGUCCCCAGCUAUGGAAAAUAUUGGAAACUUGGCAGGGAGCACCGACGAUCUGGGAGCGAGUGAGAGAGAAACCGCAGGAAGCAAAGAUAUGCAGCUGAUACAGUACAGAGCAAAUCCUCUGCUUUCACUAUUUGAAGAACUACCUUCAAGUGAAGCUGCAGGGAAGACGGAGGAUCCAAAAGAGCUUCUGCUGCCCACCCUAAGUGAGAAACCUGCUCUUCCUCCUCCAACAGGGAGCGGAACUAUCUUGGGGCCUCCAGCUCCAGCCAGCCAGGCGGAGCCUCUGGAUGCCCUGGGCGUGGGUGACCCACCUCUGCUCUCGGACGAUGGGAACGGAGAGUAUAAACUCUUUCCGCUUCUGCUCCUCAGCCCUGUUGCUAACUUCAUAGAAGAGGCCUCUGAGAUAGAAACUUCUUGA
This is a messenger RNA of Apaloderma vittatum (bar-tailed trogon), 1518 nucleotides long. RefSeq names its product heat shock factor protein 3-like. The transcript has 12 exons. The record is from RefSeq and is a predicted model, not a curated record. Gene Ontology annotation, molecular function: DNA-binding transcription factor activity; sequence-specific DNA binding. NCBI's taxonomy places the organism in Eukaryota, Metazoa, Chordata, Aves, Trogoniformes, Trogonidae. Bases 100 to 1518 code for a protein of 472 amino acids. Gene Ontology annotation, biological process: regulation of DNA-templated transcription.